AUGAUAAUAUUAUUUACCUUCAUUACGUAUUCAUAUUCUCGAUGUGCAUUCUCUGUAGAAUGUCAAGGAAAUAAUUGUGAUCCAUUAGAGGUUGAUACUGAACCCUUUGUAGCAAGAGUUUCAUAAUGUCCUCAUAUGGAUGGAACCAUGGUCUGUUGUAACAAAAAUUAAGAUGACCAAAUGCAACGAAAUUUUCAAGCCAUAGAUGCAUCUUUUGGUAAUGCUGGUGGUGGAUGUGAUAUGUAUAAUAUUUUCCAUCAUUUUUAGUUGUGCCUAUAAUUUGAAGAAAUUCUGGUGUGAGUAUACUUGUAGUCCUAAUUAAAGUUAAUUCUUAACCACAAAUGGAUAUACUAACAUGAAAGAUCCAUUAAACCCUAAGAAUAUAUUAAAAGUUUAGUUAGUUGAAAUUAAAGUCAAACCUUAAGUGGCAUGUGUAAAUUAUUUAUGUUUAAAUCUCUAUAGGACAUGUGGUCAUCUUGUAAAAGAACAUAAUUUGCAUCUUAAGUUACAGCUAUGAAAACUCCAGGAGGAUUCUUUAAUUUCCAAGGAGAACAGGCAGUGUAUAUAUUAUGAUUUAUAAAUUAGUGGAUAAGCUAAAUAAUUCAUAUCAGUCAAGUUUGUAGAUAAUGAUGAAGAGACUAUUAACUUUGAUUUUGUUCCUGAUUGCAAAUAUGAAUAUCCACCUGGUCCAGAUGGGAAAAUCGUUACACCAGAUGGAUUCGUAAUAUCUGAAAAAUGUUCUUGUAAUAAUUGUGAUCUAAUGUGUCAUGAUGAAGAAAUUCUUUAUAAAGAGACAGGUGUUUUUGAAGGUUUUAAUGGAUAUUUAGUAUUAUGGGUUUGGGCAGGAGCAAUUUUAAUUGCUGCAUUAAUUACAGGAUUUAGAUAUUAUAAAUAAAAAGCUAAUCAUGAAAUCUUAAUAGAUCCAAUUUGA
Messenger RNA from Paramecium primaurelia, 931 nucleotides. Lineage: Eukaryota; Ciliophora; Oligohymenophorea; Peniculida; Parameciidae. The record is from the annotation of a GenBank genome assembly.